UUUUCUUGUGGAAAACACCUUGCUCCAUUAAGUCUCCUUCCGAAUUUUCUUCUUUGACUGCAGCUCUCUUUUUUAUUUUUUCUACCCAACCCCCAAAUUUGCUCCAGUUCUUUUUUUAAUAUAAUAUAUAUUUUUCUCUAAUUCUAAAUCAUGUGAAAUAAAGUUUGUUUUGAAAUCAAUUUUUGCUUUCUUGUUGAGAAAGCUUUUUUUUUUUAUCAUAAAGAAAAAAAAGAGAAUUUUUUUAUCAUCAAGAGAGAUGACAGUGGCGGCGAAAGCUGCGACGACUGGUUCAUGUUUUGGCGAGGAUCAAGUGUGGCCACCGGGGUUUAGGUUUCACCCAACUGACGAAGAGCUGGUUCUUUAUUAUUUAAAGAGAAAGAUCUGUAGAAGAAAGCUCAAGCUUGAUAUCAUAAGGGAAACUGAUGUUUACAAGUGGGAUCCUGAGGAGUUGCCUGCACAAUCAAUACUGAAGUCUGGAGAUAGACAAUGGUUCUUCUUCAGUCCAAGAGACAGGAAAUAUCCUAAUGCAGCAAGGUCAAACAGGGCAACUGGACACGGGUAUUGGAAGGCAACAGGAAAGGAUCGUACUGUUACCUGUAAUUCUCGGACAGUUGGAGUCAAGAAAACGUUGGUUUUCUACAGAGGGCGUGCACCUAUUGGUGAGCGAACUGAUUGGGUGAUGCAUGAGUAUACCCUUGAUGAAGAGGAGCUCAAGAGAUGCCAGAACGUAAAGGACUAUUAUGCUCUUUAUAAGUUGUACAAAAAAAGUGGACCUGGCCCUAAAAACGGAGAGCAGUAUGGGGCACCAUUUAAAGAGGAAGAAUGGGCUGAUGAGGAAUAUGCUAGUAAAGCGGUAGAUGUAAUCACCCCUGUCAAACAUCCAAAUGAGGCCUUUCCUGAUGACGUCGAAAAAGCUAAAAAUCAAAUUCAAUCGCCAUUGAAUGAUAUUGAAGAGUUUAUGAGGCAAUUCGCUGCUGAGCCUGCACUUCCCCAGCCACAAGCUCAUUUUGACAAUAUAUUGCCUCGGCUUGCUGGUGAAGAAGAGAUACAAAGUACUUUGCUGGACACAUCUCCGAGGGAUGUACUCCUUCCUAAGCCAGUUGAGGUUGUACAUGACCAUGCAAGCUUUGAACUCUCCCAGUCACCUACAUCUCGUUUGCAGUUGCAAGAGGCACCUGAGGACGCAUCUGUUUCUGAUCAAUUUGAACAAAUUCCACAAAUAUGUGAAGAGGACUUCCUGGAAAUUGAUGAUCUCACCUCCAAUGUUGAGAAACCUGCGGAGAAUGGGCUGCAGUUCAAUGACUGGGAUGGACUGGGUGAAUUUGAUCUCUACCAUGAUGCUGCAAUGUUUCUACAGGACAUUGGACCUAUUGAACAAGGAAUAGUUCCAUUCUCAUAUACUGAAAAUAUGAUAAAUCAGGUAAGUUACCCAUUGGAACCGCAAUUGCAACACCAAUCAAAUACCUAUCAUAUGGAUCAAGAACUACAGUUCCAAUUGAAUGGCACUGGUGUUGAUGAGCAGUUGCAGCUUCAAUCGAAUGCCUUUGGGAAUAAUCAACAGGUGCAGUCUCAAUUGAAUACAAUCGGUGAUAAUCAGCCUCAAUUGAAUGCCUUCGAGGAUGGUAUAUUAAAUCAGGUCGGUUAUCAAUUUCAUUCCUCUGCAAAUAACAUGAUGGAUCAGCAAUUGGUACCCAAUUCAACUGUGGAUCAGGUGGAUUACCAUUUGCCAUUCCAGUCUUUUGGAAACGAGAUGGAGCGACAGCUCCAAAUGGAUCAGAUCAAUGGUUCAAUUUGGAUAAAUGAUCAGAGUGGUGAUGUCUUUACUCCAUCAGGAUCGAAUCUUGGGAAUGCCUCUUCAAGUUCAGGUUUGGUGUACAAUGGUAAUAAUCAAGAUGAAGGUGACAAAAACGGCGAGGGUGCAAGCCGAUUUUCUACUGCAGUGUGGUCAUUUGUGGAUUCAAUACCUACUACUCCUGCUUCUGCAUCUGAGAGUCCUUCGGUAAACCGGGCCUUUGAGCGAAUGUCUAGCUUCAGUAGGUUGAGAAUGAAUGUUAGAAACACCAAUGCGUUGACAGUCAAUGGUGGCACAACUGCUCGGAGGAGAAGCAGGAAUAAGGGGUUCUUUUUCUUUUCUAUUUUAGGUGCAUUGUGUGCCAUAUUAUGGUUUCUGAUAGGGAUGGUUAGGGUCGUAAGGAGUUCGAUCUCCUCAUGAAGAUAUAAUGAAGAAGUGUUAGCAGAAGGAAAGCAUAAUAGGGAAAAGUAUGAACUGAAGCAGUCAGUCAAGCAAAUUUUGCUCCCUUGUGCGGCCAGCUAACUACUAUGAUACAGCAUCUUUAUCUUUAACAUAGGUAAUUAAAUUGUUUGGAUAUGGCAUGGCAUCCUUGGGGAAGAGAUGUUAAUUGUCUGUAAUUGAUAGAGAUCUGGUGUACUGCCUCGAGAAAUAUAGGAGAUAUUAUGUUUGGUUUAGGUCGGACCAGUUGGUUUGGCCUGUAAA
Gossypium raimondii (Peruvian cotton) is the source of this 2494-nucleotide messenger RNA. Its product is annotated as NAC domain-containing protein 16. Gene Ontology annotation, molecular function: DNA binding. The record is from RefSeq and is a predicted model, not a curated record. The coding region runs from base 257 to 2212 and encodes 651 amino acids. The transcript is spliced from 6 exons. Lineage: Eukaryota; Viridiplantae; Streptophyta; Magnoliopsida; Malvales; Malvaceae. Gene Ontology annotation, biological process: regulation of DNA-templated transcription.